AUGACGAAGUCUUCAAAAGAUCAGAGGAACCAAGAGAUCACUGCCGUACCGAAAGCCAACCAUUACCAACGCCUCCGCAAAGAGUUUCUCUAUGUCUUUCUCUUCGUUUCUGGCUCACCCUAACAGUGCAUCCCUCCUUCAUCUACUUACUCGUGCAUAGAGGCAUAUGCAUACAGUCUAGCUCAUAAACUUCAACUGCCCCUUGGCCCUUGUCUUAAACACUGAGAGUCUUCAGAUUCUCUGACUGUCCUGUUACUCCUGCAGUGCCUGUGAAGAGUUCUUCAGCUAUUUGUAUAUACGCACCCAAACGGACCACAUGGUUGAUCAUACAACGUCCGAGGCCGAGUCUCUCUCUUUCCCUCAUAUGUUUGGACCCCCGACAGAAGGUCAAAGGUCAACUCAUGAACUUUACCAGCAUGAAUUAGUGAAUAGCCUGACCCAGUUUGAGGUCUCCAACCAUCUCCCAUUUGAGGCCAGUGACGGCACAGGCAGCACGAUGAAUGGAACAGAUCAAUCAGGCAAUGCAUCUUACUGGGGCAAUAUGUCUCCAGUUUCAUAUAUGGCACUGAACCGGACAAGGCCCCUGGAAUGUAUGACACUGUCUGGAAUUCUCACUGUCACCAACAGGGAGCGACAGAGAGUUAUGACACAAUGGGGCCUCAACGACAGAAACUGGAUUCUUUCUCUGAGGCUUUCUGCAGCCGUAGCACCUCCCAAAUACAGGAUGGAGGAGAGCAUAAUGGCUUCAACACUCCAUCCAACAACUCUACGCCACCUUCAAAUGUUAUGUCCUUCCCUUUGGUUCUUAGUCCACCUCCAACGCCCCUCCCUCCUCCCUCAUUUUCACCUCCUAAGCGACCAGGACACUGCGUACCUGGGCAGAUUCUGAGCCAGUCGCAGAUGCAAACACAGACAGAUGGGUCACUGCAAUUCUUCCCUCUAUCCUCCCCCUCCACCAGCAGGUUCAAUCAUCCCAGUUGGCUCCAGCUACCAUCUGAAGACACAGAGGGUGUGGACCAAAUACAGCCCCUCUCACAAGAUUCAAAUCCCUCCCUGGUUUAUUCAGAACAUGCAGGACCCCAUCUGAAACAACUGUCUCAGCAGAAAAGUACAGACUGUUUACUGUCCUUCAACCCUGCACUGGCCCAACAUCUCCAUCCACAGUCCUGUGUCCAGCUCCAGUUGGGCCACGAGCCUCUGACUUCUGAGGAUCACAUGUCAUGGUCUCAGAUGGGGCAAUCAUCUUCCUCUGGACCUUCUCAACAGCUCAGUCUCCAAGUCCAGGGAUCAGGGUUAGGAGAGGGGUUAAGAAUCAGCUGUGGACCAAACUUCAGCUCUGGGUUCUCGGACAAACCUCUGUGGACCUCCAACACACAGAACGUCCCCAUUGCUGUGUACACCGGAGUCCCCUUCAGCAGUGUGAUCCAGCUGGGUAGGGAGCUCAUGGAGACCUGGGAGGGAACUGUGUCCCACUAUACGCCUCCCCCAAUGCUGAAUCCCACUCGCAGUGGAACAGGACUCUUCUAUAACCUGCUGCCCCCCUUUGCUGUGGAAAACAGAGCACUGUGGAAUGAUGAAAGGAAAGACAAUGACUCAAACAGGUCCAUAAAUAUAGGUCCAGAUUUCCAAGCUGAGCUGCCUGAUCUUUUAGAAGAAAUAUUGCAGAGGAACCAGUCACGGAGGAACUGUUGUGGAAACCUUGGGCAGAAUUAGAGCAGAGUGACAAUGUUUUACAGCAUGUGGAGAAUCUUUUAGACCUGAGCGCUUCUAGUGUUCUACCAGGAGGUGGUGCCAAUUUGGAACUUGCUCUGCAUAGCCUGUCUCGCUGCCAAGGAAACAUUCUUGAAGCACUAGAGAUGCUACUAUUCUCCAACUCCGCUCCAUCAGAAGACUACCACUACUCUGGCACUAAUACCUGGACUAAAAGUGAACAAAAACUAUUCCAUAAAGCAUUUACAAUUUAUGGAAAAGAUUUCUCCUUUAUUCAGAAAAUGGUACAAACAAAGACCGUGUCUCAGUGUGUAGAAUUUUACUACAACUCAAAGAGACUUUUAGAAAAGCAAAGAAAACCGAUGGAAAGAGAAAAAGGAUAUCCAGGAGAGGAAACCAACACAGUCACUGUUUGUCAGGUUCCUUCAGUCCAGAAGAUGCUAGUUAACCAAACAAGUAUUGAGACAUUGAUUCACACCCCACCACUUCCCACAAGCUUUCCUUGUAAACAGUGUGGAAAAAUGUUCUACAAAAUCAAAAGCAGAAACGCACACAUGAAAAUCCAUCGGCAGCAGCAAGAGGACUGGAGAGAAAAACUCCAGAUACACCCAACUCAGCACCACGGCCUUAACCUAACCAGGGCAUUGCCUCAUCCAAACCAGCAACUCCUAACCCAGACCCACCAUCAGAACCACAUUUUAACCCAAAGCCUAAUUCAGAAUCUGGUCCAGUCACAAACCCAGCUGGCAUUACUCCAGAGCACAAAGACAGAGUUCAUGCCCAAGCAGCAGUACCAAUUAUAUGGCUCCCACCCAAAAUCCACAGAUUGUGCUCAAAGUACGUCUCUCACCACUUCACACUGGACAUCAGACAUGGGUCUCCCUGGACAGCCUAAAGACAGGUGGCCAGUUCUGUAAGUGACUGUAUAAAGGGGCUCCAUUUUAGUAGAAAGGAGUCAUUCUAUAGUAUUCGGGUUUUUUUCUUAAAUCAUUGUCAUGUAUCACAAAUUUACAAUUUAACAAAGUGUGCUUGAGGGUUUACGUCAAUUCAUUGGGAGGCAGAAUAACCACAUGACAAGACAAUGCUUAAGAAAUAACAGGUUUAUUAAAUAUUUCAAAUGUAUAAAAAUUAUCCAUUAGGUCCUGAAACAGAAA
Triplophysa dalaica is the source of this 2864-nucleotide messenger RNA. RefSeq lists its product as uncharacterized. Gene Ontology annotation, biological process: regulation of transcription by RNA polymerase II; negative regulation of DNA-templated transcription. The record is from RefSeq and is a predicted model, not a curated record. Gene Ontology annotation, cellular component: transcription regulator complex; histone deacetylase complex. Gene Ontology annotation, molecular function: transcription corepressor activity. The coding region runs from base 589 to 1713 and encodes 374 amino acids. The transcript has 12 exons. NCBI's taxonomy places the organism in Eukaryota, Metazoa, Chordata, Actinopteri, Cypriniformes, Nemacheilidae.